AUAAUUAGUGUCACAAUCAAAAGCGUGUCCCUCACGUCAGAGUGUGAAGGGGCUUGCCCAUAGGAACCAAUGUUGUUUGUUGUUGCUAACCGGUGAAAUAGUCCGGACGGAUUUAGCUCAAUGAUCACGUACUAGCAAUCUUAGCAUUAGCUGAGGCGAAACUAUUUGCAUAUGCACUCGUACAUGAGAGGCGGUGCAUGUGUUUUCAAAGUGUCCAUUAAAGUAUUAUUUCUUGCCAUAUGUCCGCUGGUCGUAUUAUCGGUUUGGCAUCAUAUGUUAUUGUUUGUUUUAGCCACGGUAGCAUCAUCUGCGGUUUCGUGGCGGAACGUUGGUUGACGUUGGCUACCGGUAGACACAAGGCUUCACAAUAACAACACAUCUUGAACACUGGCGGUGCACUUGUUGUCGUAAUGCGCUGAUCCUUUAGCAAAGUGAGGGUGCUACACUGAAAGCAAGACAGUAGCGCCAGUCGCAGUCCAAGCAGCCGGAUCACCUCAGGCCCGCGGGAUGGCUGCUGCAGGACGGGCAGCCGGACCCGGUUCCUCCAACAAGGCUCGCAUAGAUCUGUACAGCGACCUGAAUCAAAACGACGAAGAUUUGGACAGAAUUGCCGAAGCAAAUGAACUUUUUGAUGCUGUUCUGACUGGCUCAGUCGAUCGGGACAAAACGGUUACAAAUGUGACGCCUCCUAAAGAGACAACAGCUAAAGAGGAGGAUAAAUCAACAGUGAAAAGUCAGAAAGGAGGGAACUCACUGAGGAGACUGUCUUUGUAUAUUGGAAAUUUCUCAUGGUGGACAUCCGAUAAGGACCUCAUGAGCAUGGCUCAAACGUUGGGUGUGAAAGACAUCACAGAGAUCAAAUUUGCUGAAAACAGAGCUAAUGGCCAGUCAAGGGGCUAUGCAGAAGUGGUGGUAACCUCAGAAGAGUCGUUGAAAAUAUUGUUGGAAAAAAUACCCCAAUGUCAACUUAAUGGGGAAAGGAUAGACUGCCGGUUUGCCACUCGCCAGAACCUCACUGUGUUUGAGGAUGCAGCAAAUAAACGUAUACCCAUGCGGCUUAAUUCCAAAGAUCCCAAGGAGUCCGAUUCUUUGGAAAAAAUCCCCUCAUUAUUAUCACAGGAGCCCAGCCCUCCCCCUAUACUUCCACUUUUUCCAUCACAUCCCCUUGCAAACAGGUUUCCCUCAUUACCAAUGCCUUGCUUUGGCCAGCCACCUCCUCCCUUCCCACAUAUGCCGCCAAACAUCCCUCCGCCCCUGCCACCCCCCUUGUUCCCCCCUCCUCCAGUCCAUGCUCCAAGCCAGCCUUCUCCCAGUCUGCAUAUAAAUCCAACUUUCUUCACCCCAGCACAAGACGGGCACAGCAGCAAUGCCUACAGCCAACAAAAACACACACCUCAAAGUACAGACAGAGAUUUCGAGGAGCUGAUGAACAGAAACAGAGCUGUUGCCAGCAGUGCCAUCACCAAGGCUGUGUCUGGAGCAACAGCUGGAGACUUGCGGGUGGCCAUGGAGACUCUAUUAACUGCCAUUGCCAUCAUUAAGCAGUCCAGAGUGUAUGGAGAUGAACGCUGCCAAGCCCUGGUCACCUCACUCAAAGACUGUCUAGUCUCUAUCCAGGGCAACUACGGCUACAGGAGUAGCAGUCGUUCUGGGGACGAAGAAAGAGACCGGGACAGGGGUCGGGACAGAGAGCGAGAUCGUGACAGAGAACGUGACAGAGAAGAUUCUUCCGGUUGGGACGGUGCGGGAAUGUCUCGAAGACGCAGAGAUCGCGGGGAUAGGGAUAGGGAACGCUCACGGGAACGAGAAAGGCACAGAGACCACAGAGACAGAUACCGCUAACUUGACUGUCGGAGUGUAGCAGAACGAAGACAGGACUUCUUUUUUUUUUUUAUUUCUGCACCAAGCUGUAUAAAAACCUGGAGAAUUCUAAGGUGGGACUGAAGCUGUAUCUCCUAAAGUCGGUGUACUUUUUUGUUCUCCAGUCGUCUGUACAUACUGGGACUUUUACCUGCUAUAGAAAAAAAAAAUAAAUGUGGUUGUAGAUUUGUUGCUGGAACAUGAGAUUCCAAUGCUCGCAUGCGCAGGAACACCUCUUAAAACCGUGUAAAUGUAAUGCAGUGUAAUGUUUUCACUUUCUUUUGUAUUAAAUCUACAAAUUAAAAAAACAUUCCCCA
This is a messenger RNA of Morone saxatilis (striped sea-bass), 2177 nucleotides long. RefSeq names its product cleavage and polyadenylation specificity factor subunit 7-like. The record is from RefSeq and is a predicted model, not a curated record. The transcript has 9 exons. Bases 508 to 1842 code for a protein of 444 amino acids. Gene Ontology annotation, molecular function: mRNA binding. Gene Ontology annotation, biological process: mRNA alternative polyadenylation. Lineage: Eukaryota; Metazoa; Chordata; Actinopteri; Moronidae. Gene Ontology annotation, cellular component: mRNA cleavage and polyadenylation specificity factor complex.